Messenger RNA from Calypte anna (Anna's hummingbird), 2428 nucleotides. RefSeq names its product fibrous sheath interacting protein 1 (gene FSIP1). The transcript is spliced from 13 exons. The record is from RefSeq and is a predicted model, not a curated record. NCBI's taxonomy places the organism in Eukaryota, Metazoa, Chordata, Aves, Apodiformes, Trochilidae. Bases 470 to 2380 code for a protein of 636 amino acids.
ACCCUUCUUUAUGGACGCCGUUCCCCUUUACUGGCGCUCAGCGGCUGCUGAGGGAUUUCGGUGUCGCUGGUAUCGGCGCUACGGAAGGACGAGCAUCCCCAGGGUACCGCAACCCGCCGGGAGAACACCCACGGCUGCCGCCCUGCGUCCCGGUGACAGUCUCAGCUGGGCUCGGUGAGCGGCUCUCCCGCCCCCGUGGCUCGACCUUACACCGCUGAGUACUGCCCUGCCCAGUCCGAUCCGGCCGCGCUCCGCCGGCACUGACGCUACAGCAGCGGCGCUGCAGCCCCGGCAACCAGCCCCGCACAGCCCAACUCCCUGCGGGGCGGAAGAGAGGAGAAGGGCACCCUCCAUGCCACUUUUCUCCCUAUAAGAAGAAAAAGAUGGACUUUAGAAGGUCAUAAAACUUUUCAAGUUCGUGAGCAAGUGAGAUGUCGAUGCCAGCAGCUUCCCUGGAAAACGGUUAAUAAUGGCUUCCCCACCGCCACCCCCGUCCCGUCCCGACAGUGGUACCGCCCCAACGCAAGGUGGAAGGUUGCAAGUCUCGCGCGAGGUCACAAUGGAUAUUAAAAGGGGUAGCCUGGAUAAAAUUUCAAAGCCUGCAUCUAGCUCAAGAGCUCAUCCUCAUUGUAGACCUUUAAAUACAGCUAUGGAGUUACUAACACCAGAGCCACAUGUGCCAAAGGUUGAUUCACCUAUCAAUUUGGCUGAUAGUCAUCAAAGAGGCAGUCCAGAAGAAAACAAAGGUGAUGACAGAGAGAAAUCUGAUUUCAAGGAAAUAAGAACAGAUGAGCAAACCACAGUGGAGAGUACAACUUUUCUUCAGAAGUGUAUACUGAAUUCCAGUGAGUUGUCAAGAUGUCUGUCUAAUUCGGAUUCUGAGGGUGUUGGCACUGAAACACUGACUUUGAAGUUCUUUGAACCUUGCCAAGGAAAACUAAGAAAUGCUUCCAGCUUGGAAUAUUCUGGAGAAGCAGAUGUAGAUCCUCAGAUUCAAGCAGCUAUAAGGAAAAUGAAUAAACUUGACACAGUACUGGCAAAAAAAUGUUUUAAGGAAAGAACAAUUAAAAAACAAGGCACAGAAAUGAGGGCAAAGCUUUGGGAAGAACUUCAGUCAGUCAGAGCCACUGGAAGCCACGAGGAAAUAGAAAACACAAAACGUUUUUUAGCUUUGAUCUCAUCAUUCCAGGAUACAGCUGAUUCCUUCCAUGCUAAAGAAGAUGAAGCAGGUACUUCAGUAUUUCCCACACAAAUUAAUCCAGAAGAUUAUGAUUGCCAUAAAACCCUACAUAUUCAGGAUUAUCCAAGUGAAUUAGAAACAAAUGAAUUCCCUAAUCAAGCUGAAAAAAUGCAUAGCAAAACUAAAACCAGUCAGGAUUUCAUCAAAAAGAACAUUGAGCUAGCAAAGGAUUCAGGAAACCAGGCUGUUAUGGUUGAGAGAGAAAAGAAAAGGCUAACUGAGCUAUUGAAUGGUACAGAAGAUGGAACUGACUUGCAAGGUCUUGAGGAGGAUGUAUCUGGCUGGCUAGCACCAGGAGAAGGCUACACACCUGAACCUAUGGAAUUUCAUCACCUAAACGAGAUAGACAUUAAGCUUAAAGUACUGGUGUCUGAUGGGGAUGUUUCUUCAAUAUCCAAAUCCUGCUCAAAACCUCCUGGCCAGAUUUAUCAGGAGUCUCUGGUUUAUGCAAACAGAAGCCUAGAAGCAGUUCCAGGUGAAAAGGUUCUGCGAGACAAUAAGGAACAACGUGAGCAACAAAAUCGUCUGAAAGAAUUAGAUCAUCAGCUGAAAUCCCUAGAGAUAAAUCUUACUGAAGAAAAAAUGAGCCUCUCUGAAGAGCAGCUUAAGACCCUAUUGGAAGAAUGUGUGCAGGCUCCGAGAACAAUGAGCAACGUUUCCAUGCCAGAGGCUCAGGAAUCUCUUUCUUGUGGAUUAAGUCCCUCUUGUUACACAAGUCAAGACUCCACUCUUCACUCCACAUCUACUCUUUCCAAAAUGUUAGUUGAAGACCAUAUUGUAGGCAUGUUAAUGGCUCAGGAAAAGGCUGGAGUUGAAGACAAAAGCUCAUGUGUUAAGGCAGAGAGUGAAAUCCCUGGCUACUAUAUCAGCGAAGCAUUGGCUGAUAGUCGCUUAUCAAAGGAUUCACUGGCCCAAACAGGGGAACCUGGUGACCUAGAAGGUUUACAGAAGAUGGGAGAUAAGAGUAUUACUGAAGGUUACUUUAUGUCAAGAGCACUCCACAGCAAGAGGUUGAAGAAACCUUCUUUCUUGGGUGACCCAUUAUAUUGCAUCAGCAUGAACAAUGAGCCAUGCACAGAGGCUGACAUUCUCAGCAUACCACUGCAAACCAAAGGAGAUGCUGUGAAGACUGAAAGUUGAGGGGAGGCUGACUUUACACUUCUUUACACAACGGGUUUUCUAAAAGUG